Rotaria sp. Silwood2 is the source of this 906-nucleotide messenger RNA. The record is from the annotation of a GenBank genome assembly. NCBI's taxonomy places the organism in Eukaryota, Metazoa, Rotifera, Eurotatoria, Philodinida, Philodinidae.
AUGAAACGAGCUGCUGCCAUACUUGGUAUAGGAACAGAUCAUGUUUAUGAAGUUGAUCCAGAUGAAUCUGGUCGAGUAUCGGCUGAAAAGAUGGAAGAAAAAAUUCUUUAUUGUCAAGAAUUAGGAUUUUCAGUAUUUUUUGUUGGUAUUACAGCAGGAACAACAGUUUAUGGUGCAUUUGAUCCUAUUGAAGAUAUUGCAAUUAUUUGUCGUAAAUAUAAAAUUUGGCUUCAUGUUGAUGGAGCAUGGGGUGGUUCAGCAUUGUUAUCACCAAAAACAAAACAUCUUCUUCAAGGUAUUGACAAGGCAGAUUCGUUUACAUGGAAUCCUCAUAAACUAAUGUCAAUUCAUCUUCAAUGUUCAGCUAUUUUAAUAAGACACACGAAUAUUCUUAUGCAAGCCAAUCAAAUGUGUGCUGGUUAUUUAUUUCAACCAGAUAAGCAUUAUGAAACAUCACUUGAUACAGGUGAUAAAACAAUUCAAUGUGGUCGACAUAUUGAUAUAUUAAAAUUAUGGCUUGGAUGGAAAGCUCGUGGUCAUCAAGGUUAUGCUGAACAUAUUGAAACAUUACUUGAAAAAGCAAAUUUUUUCUAUGAAAUAAUAUCUAAACGUGAACCAUGUUUUCGAAUGGUUAUCAAACCACCAUUUAUUAAUGUUUGUUUUUGGUAUGUUCCGCCUAGUUUACAAAAUAUUGAUCAAACAUCACUUGAAUAUAACGAACGAUUGGAUAAAAUAGCACCUCGAAUUAAAGAACGUAUGAUGACAAAUGGUACAAUGAUGGUUGGUUAUCAACGCCUUGAUCAUCAUCCUAAUUUUUUUCGUGCAAUUAUAUCGAAUCCAGCAACAACAAAAGACGAUAUUAUUGCUAUGAUUGAUGAGAUACAUGAACUUGGACAUGAUCUUUGA